This is a messenger RNA of Amoebophrya sp. A25, 1532 nucleotides long. NCBI's taxonomy places the organism in Eukaryota, Dinophyceae, Syndiniales, Amoebophryaceae. The record is from the annotation of a GenBank genome assembly.
CAACAAACCCAGAAGCGCGUGUUGAAAAUCAACGUCGUCCGCGACAAAUACUACGUCCCACGUGCUCGCAAAAACGCGUUUCGACUCCUCCAAGAAGAGGGCUUCUCAGUUGAGCAGAUGGAGAAGUUGCGCAUGUUCGUUCCAUCGUUUGAAGAAGUGAAGCAAAAGGUGAAAGGCUUCCCAGUCGGAACAAAGAUCUGGGAUCGCGAUACGGGAGAAAUCGGUGUGAUUACAAGUGUUGACAGUGGGGGCAUGCUGGAGCACGAAGCAAUGGCCGAAGUGCGAUUCACAUCACCGACAGAAGCUGGAACGACUACUAGUCUUAAGGCUCUCUUGUUUUUGAAUGAACUCACUUACUUAGAUCUUCUAUCUUUGUUUUACUUGUCAGAGGACAUUAUUUGCCUUUAUUACGUUCCUCUUGAAAUUUAUUAAUGUAGAUAUGGACUUCAAGAACUUCUAAUACUCGUCGCGCCACCGUUGGCCAACUCGAACUACAAAAUCCUCUGUGGUUUACCCAACGCGGUAUGCGUCCAAGGUACGAGGUCACCUACGACAACAUGGACUUAGUGCGCACGACCUUCGAGAUCAAUGUGGUCGAUGUGGAUGAGGAAAUGGUCGAAAGCACUUUGUUAAGGCUUUCGUUAUUACUUUAAUUUCAUCAUCGCCUUCAUGUUAUUUUUAUGAGGCAUCUUGGACCACAUGCUAGUUAUAGUUUGUUUUCACUGGGAAAAGUGCACCACGACUACCAGAAUGCUCUUCUUGAACUUGGAUUACCAUUCUUGCGCGCUCUAACUUUGUCCGGCGGCCAAUCCGUUCGACGUCGCGGCAGUUGGGACGGAUCUGGUGGAGUAGGCACACCAAGAGCUUCAAGUUCAAGUGCAGGAGCUGCUUCCGCAAGUAGAACUGCGUCUACAAGAGGUGGAAGUGGAUCUAGUACUGCAGGAACAGCUUCUAAUACUGAUCCACUAGAAGACUCCUCUUUGACAGCUCGCUUAGCGAAGAUCGGUCAAGAGUACUACCAGGAGGUGCAACAAUGCGAGAAAAUCCAAGGUCGCAUUCCAGUUGGCGCUGUUGGCUUUGUGCGUGCGGUCACACGCAAUGUUGGAGGGGAUCAAACUUUUUCUGUCGAAUUCCGCAGUCCCUUGUUGGAUUUCACGUAUGCGACAAGUCCUACUGCAGGCGCAAGAGGACGAGGAACUGAAGAAGAAACAGAUCAAGAGCAAGAAAAACUUUCUUUCGGCAUUGCUCGUCAACUGAAACUUUUCAACGAGUAUGGGACAUUUACGUUGCGUUCGGUCACGCGCAGUCGCUUCCGCAUGCGAUGGAAUGAUCCAGUUUGGAAAAAGUUGACCAAUUUCGAAAAGAUCUAUGGUCCAAACACCCAAGUCUCGACUUACAACGGCACAAAUUCGAACUCGACUACUGUGCCGAUGGUGGAUUCAGCUACUUCGUCUCAACAAGACCAAGGGGGGAGUGAGACGGAACUAGAUCCACCAGCCGUCCGCAGCAAACAAGGUCCGAUGGAUUGGCGU